AUUGGUCUGAGCUCUACCGCCAUUUCCCCUUUGACUGUCGGCGCAGAAACUAGCUAACUAGAUAAGCAAGUAGUAAUCGGUUUGCCUGUCGAAGACAAGCUUUAGUUUUAAAUCGUUCAAAACGUUACUGUCUCUGUAACGUUAUUCUAUAUUAGACUUGAAAUGAGUGACAUUGAAGAUGGCAACUUCGAAGGGCGUGUUAUUGGUCGUGAAGGAUUUGAAGAGUUUAAUCCAAGAAUGUGGAAGAAUAUCCAAGAAUAUCAGAAGGCUUAUGAAAAUGUGUACAGAGCAGAACGUAAACAGGGCGGGGGAACAGGACGGAAGAAUAUCAGAUAGAAGGCACGCUCGCGUUAUCGCUCGUAAAGCAUAAGAUGGAAAGAAAAAAGGUUUCAAAUUGGGGGAAGAAAUGGAAAACAGAAAGCAAGGCAUGAAAAAAUGAAAACUGAAAAAACGAAGACCGAAGAACAAUAGAAUGCCUGAAAGAGGGAGUAGGAGGAAUGAAUGUGUCCGUUGACUCGCGCUCCCCAUCUAAAUCGGAACGGGGGAGUCCGGCCAAUGCCAAGUCAGACAGCCGCUCCGGUUCUGCAAGUCCUUCCCGAGCUUCCAAGCGCUCCGAGUCCAGGUCCCGAUCGAGGUCCAAGUCCAGGUCUCACUCCCGCAGACACUCCAACCGCCGCUACAGCCGCUCGCGCUCCCACUCCCGCAAGAAGUCCCGUUCCCGCUCCUACUCCCCCGAGUACCGGCGCCGCAAGAGCCAGAGCACCUCGCCCAUGUCCAACCGCCGCAGGCAUGCCGGCAGCAGGGGUUCCCAUGGUCAUGGAAAACAGGACAAAGCCAACCCAGACCCCAACACGUGCCUGGGUGUGUUCGGCCUGAGCCUGUACACCACUGAGCGCGACCUGAGGGAGGUGUUCUCCCGCCACGGACCCCUCGCCGGCGUCAAUGUCGUCUACGACCAGCGCACUGGACGCUCCCGCGGCUUCGCCUUCGUCUACUACGAGCGCAUCGACGAUGCCAAAGAGGCGAUGGAGCGAGCCAAUGGGAUGGAGCUGGAUGGGCGCCGCAUCAGAGUGGACUAUUCCAUCACCAAGCGGCCCCACACCCCCACACCUGGCAUCUACAUGGGUCGCCCCACACAUAAUGGAGGAGGUGGAGGAGGUGGAGGAGGAGGAGGAGGAGGAGGUGGUGGUGGUGGUGGUGGUAGCAGCAGCAGCAGUGGAGGCAGGAGAAGAGACGACCGUGGUGGGGGCUACGACCGUGGCUACGAUCGUGGUGGCGAUAGGGGCUACGACCGUGGUGGAGAUCGCGGUGGAGAUCGCGGUGGAGAUCGUGGCUAUGAUCGCUAUGAUGAGUACGACUACAGAUACAGUCGCAGGCGAUCUCCAUCUCCGUACUACAGUCGAUACAGGUCCCGAUCCCGAUCUCGCUCUUACAGCCCACGACGAUAUUAAAACGUUUCUUCUAGGCUGGUCCUUCUAAAUGGUGUAUGAUAUCUGGGGGCAUUGCCAUCCUGUCUAAUGUCAGAGGGUGGUGCUGUUUAUCUAGCUGAAGAGUUUUCUCUCCCCAAGAUGUUUUGUUUAACAAGUCGUCAUUUUUCUUUUCUUUUUUAUCUAGAUUUUUUUUUCUUUCUUUCAUUAGUAUGUGUUGUGUUCUUUUGUUGUUGCUGUUGUUGUUUUUGUUAUGCGAGUUAUGACAACAGCAAGACAGACAAGUGGAAAUGCAUUUUUUACAUAUAUAUUUUUUCCAGCCCCAAGGACCGAAAGUGUGUGUGUGUGUGUGUGUGUGUGUGUGUGUGUGUGUGUGUGUGUGUGUGUGUGUGUGCGCGCGUCAGAUUGAGAGAGUGCAAGCACAUCAGAAUAGAUAGGGGCCCACAUUGGCCUGUUUAUUUCUCUGUAAAUGGUUUCUUGUUGUUGGUUGAAAAAGUAUUAAUGUUCCAUUGUACUCAUGAGACAGUGAGUCAUCAGCACAUGUCAGUCUGGCUGGCAGCUUAAAAAGAAUGACCUCUUGAAGGUCAUCCUCCUGAAGGUCGUUCUUAAUCUUGGUCAGGGUUCUCGGCACAUCUCGACUGCAGCUCUAGAACUUGUGUGUGUAUGUAUGGGUGUGUGUGCGAGGGAGAGAGAUUGAGAUUUGAUUCUGCCACCAACAUGACGUCUUGACCCAAUAUUUGCCGCCACUGGACCCACUCACUUACACCUGAACCUAUACAGAUGUGUUUUUCUUGCAAUUCUUUUGAGUGUACCAUGAAUGUUCUUUUAGGGUUGUGUCCUUUUUCAAGAAAUAAAAAAGGCCUUCCAGCUACA
This is a messenger RNA of Sardina pilchardus (European sardine), 2300 nucleotides long. It is a transcript of the gene tra2a, whose product is annotated as transformer 2 alpha homolog. Lineage: Eukaryota; Metazoa; Chordata; Actinopteri; Clupeiformes; Clupeidae. Bases 498 to 1451 code for a protein of 317 amino acids. The transcript is spliced from 10 exons. Gene Ontology annotation, molecular function: RNA binding. The record is from RefSeq and is a predicted model, not a curated record. Gene Ontology annotation, cellular component: spliceosomal complex. Gene Ontology annotation, biological process: positive regulation of mRNA splicing, via spliceosome.